AUGCUUUCUAGGGCGAUUUUUCAGAGAGAUAUUGUAACUCUUUCUUACCGAAGAAUUUCAACGUGUUCAGUUCAAUUUUCUUCGAAGCUUGCGAAGACUGAUUUUGCGGAAUGCCACCACUCUUCAAUUUGGGCCUCAACUUUCCUUCCAUUCGAAAAGACCGCCGUUCCUAUCGACCGAACGCUUGAACGCGCCGUCGAAUCCAACCCAAAAAUGACCCCUGAGAAGGUGGCGGAUCAACUCGAAGCUGAGCCGAUUAUUCGCCCAAAACUUCAAUUUCUUCAGCCGCUGAUGUUCGCUGUCCUGUUUUAUCUAUUUGCUGUCAGAAUUCAACAACUCAAACAUCUAAGCAGACUCGAACAAGAAAAUCAAGAAUUUAAUGCACUGACAGAUGACGAGAAACGAUCUUUAUUCGAAACAGAUGAAAAUUACACUUUCUACCGAAGCAUUUUGGAUCUUUAUUUUGGAACUUGCUUUACUGCUCUUGUUUUCUUUCGUCUUGCUGCUCUCAGGCGCUUCACAAUUGCUAAGCAAGCCUGGUUCUGUGGAAAAACGGGAGUGACCACAGUUCGAGUUCAAUCAGUAUCCAUCGCUGGCAACGCACCAACUUACAUCAACGUCCCUCCCAGUUCGACCGAUUUCGUCAUCACUGCCGACCUCAAUGAGAUCCAAAAUAUUCCUGCUCUGAGGCAAGAGCCAGAAAAUACAGUUGAUAAGAUUUUGCAAAAACUUAUUCCAAACAACAAGAUAAGCAGCUCUGCAAUCGGAGACAAUGGAGGACUAGCGCUAGUUUUUCCAUCUUGCUAUCUUGAUAUGGGCGCUGCUUUUGGCACGUUGGAGAAUUUGACAGUUAUCAUCAACGGCGAAGUGGCGCAGACGAUGCAUGAAAAGGCUAAGGAAACGAAACGUUUUUCUGAAACUGCGUUUGGUGCUAAAUUUAUUCGGGAGACAGCAAAACUGUGA
Oikopleura dioica is the source of this 963-nucleotide messenger RNA. Lineage: Eukaryota; Metazoa; Chordata; Appendicularia; Copelata; Oikopleuridae. The record is from the annotation of a GenBank genome assembly.